Molecule: messenger RNA, 6865 nt
Organism: Xyrauchen texanus (razorback sucker)
Lineage: Eukaryota; Metazoa; Chordata; Actinopteri; Cypriniformes; Catostomidae
Gene: prss12
Product: serine protease 12
Exons: 13
Coding region: 477-2933 (818 amino acids)
Biological process (GO): proteolysis
Cellular component (GO): membrane
Molecular function (GO): serine-type endopeptidase activity
Source: RefSeq, a predicted model, not a curated record
UCGUGAUUCUAUAUCUUUAUGAUAUGUUGUGAAGUGAUUUUUUUUAUGAAUGACCCAGGGAAUUUAGGCCAUAGCGAGGAUUUGAGCCGUUGUUACACAGAAGAUCUUCUAUGCUUCUCAGAUUUCAUUCAUAAUGUUGAAACCUAAAACCAUUCUUCACCAAUGCAACUGCCAUGAAACAAAUGUAGGUUAUUUUGCACCUUGACACUCUUGAUGGAAGGACAUCAAUGUUGAUUUCUGACCUGUUUUUUUUUUACCCGGCUAAAACUUCACAUCUCUGGGGACUGAAUCAUCAAUAUGCAUGAGUCGUUUGCUCACGGGCGUCCCCGGUUUCUCCUUUAUUGAUCCUUGUCUGCGAACCCCCAGAGCUGCGAGGAUAACUGCCAAUAAACAAGAUGAGACAUCUCCUGGACCAUGUCUUCAGAUAGACUGGAGAGGAAUUAUUGUUGUGAUUUGGUGACAGACACAGGUUCAUCAUGAUGGAUGCGAGCACCAGGUUUUUCUUCACAGUCUCUACGCUGCUGCUCAUCGCGUGCGUUUACGGGUCUCCGUUCACCGAUUGUAUUCAGAGCAAAGGGAAGGCUGGCCUUUAUGAGGGAUCCAUAGACGUGACCGAAUCCGGUGUGAAAUGCAUGAACUGGAGUGAAGUGCCCGGUGUUAUAGAGCGGUAUCCGGGGAAAGGGCUUGGGGAUCACAGUUUCUGCCGAAACCCGGACGGAAGGAUUCGACCGUGGUGUUUCUUUCCAAACAGCCGUGGACGCAUUGACUGGGGGUACUGCGACUGUAAGCAAGGCUCUUUGAGACUGCAGGGAGGCAGAUCAAAGUUGGAUGGUACAGUUGAAGUUUAUCUGAAUGGUGUGUGGGGAACCAUCUGUGAAAACGGCUGGGAUGACAGAGACGCUGCUGUGGUGUGUCGACAGCUGGGAGAGGGUUUUAGGGGUCGUGCACGUGCGAGUUCUCUGUCACGUCUGGUGGUGUCUGUAGUUCACUUGCAGACUGUAGACUGUGAGGGACAGGAAGAGGACUUACUGCAAUGCAAUCGCUCAGUCUGGAAUGGAGGAGAGUGUGUUAACCGCCAGGCGGCUGCUGUCUCCUGCACGCCAGUUGAGGCUUCAGUGUUUGUCCCUGUGCGUCUCUCUGGUGGUCCAUCGGCGUAUGAGGGCAGAGUAGAGGUGCAUCAUGCAGGACAGUGGGGGACAGUGUGUGAUGACCAGUGGGAUGAUAAUGAUGCUGAAGUGGUGUGCAGGCAGCUGGGGUUAGGGGGCAUUGCUAAGGCUUGGGUGGGAGCAUAUUUUGGUGCAGGCUCAGGUCGUAUACUGUUGGACGAGGUGAGUUGCACCGGAAAUGAGCUGUCCAUUGAGCAGUGUCCAAAAACCGCCUGGGGGGAACAUAACUGUGACCACAUGGAGGACGCUGGAGUGACCUGCACCCCACUUACAGAUGGUGCAGUACGUCUGGUUGGGGGUGUAAAGGGUUUUGAGGGCAGGCUGGAGGUUCAUUAUAGAGGUCAGUGGGGGACCGUGUGUGAUGAUGGCUGGACACAGACCAACUCGCAGGUUAUCUGCAGGCAGCUGGGAUUCAGGUCAGGGCAGAGUGCGUCACCAGGGCGGUUCGGGACGGCGAUGGGUCCAAUUCUGCUGGAUGAUGUCAGGUGUACAGGAAAAGAGCCCACCCUCACACACUGCAGCCGGAAGAGCUGGCUCAAUCACGACUGCACUCACAAUCAAGACGUAGCCGUUAUGUGCAACCCCCAACGCUUCAGACACGGAGUGCCCACCAGUGUGCUUGUGAGGCUGGUGGGCGGGGAGAAUGAGAGAGAGGGUCGUGUCGAGAUCCUGGUUGGUGGCCAAUGGGGAACGGUUUGUGAUGAUGGAUGGACGGAUCGGGACGCAGAGGUGGUGUGCAGACAGUUGGGUUACAGUGGGCUGGCCAAAGCUCGUGUAAUGGCAUAUUUUGGAGAAGGCGUGGGGCCUAUCCACGUUGAUAAUGUAAAGUGCACCGGUGGAGAAAGCUCCCUUGCUGACUGUAUCAAACAGCCUCUUGGAACACACAACUGCCGUCAUAGCGAAGAUGCCGGAGUUAUUUGUAACUAUGGGUUACAGGAGGAAGCCCCUGGGGUCAAAGAGUCAGUGAGCUCCAUGUGUGGUCUAAGGCCCUCUCAUACCCGUCAGAAAAGAAUAAUAGGAGGGGAGAACUCUCUACGCGGUGGCUGGCCGUGGCAGGCAGCAGUGCGCUUGCGGGGAUCUCAGGCCGUUGGACGCUUGGUAUGUGGAGCCACUUUGAUCAACAGCUGCUGGGUCCUCACCUCUGCUCACUGCUUUAAGAGGUAUGGUAACAGCACUGGGCUGUAUAAAGUUCGUGUGGGUGAUUAUCACUCUCUGGUUCCUGAGGAGUAUGAGGAAGAGUAUGCUGUGGAGAAGAUCAUCCUUCACUCACGCUACCACUCUGACAGCAAUGACUAUGACCUGGCACUGGUGCGUUUGUCUGGCCACAGAGCUCACAGGGGUCUCAUAGGCGAGUGCAUCAGGCUGAGUCGUUUUGUCCUGCCCGCCUGCCUGCCAGUUCGGAAAGAGAGAGUGCCAAAAGGCAUUGCCAACUGCUUCAUUACGGGCUGGGGGGACACGGGUCGUGCAUAUUCAAAAACUCUCCAGCAGGCCUCCAUUUCUGUGUUGAGCAAGCGUCAGUGUGAGCAACGCUAUUCUAACCAGUUCACCAGUCGAAUGCUGUGCGCUGGCUCCUCCUACGAUGACCACCGUGUGGACAGUUGCCGUGGAGAUAGCGGUGGUCCAUUGGUGUGUGAGAGGGAAAGUGGAAAUUGGGUUGUAUAUGGGGUAACAUCUUGGGGUCAUGCGUGUCGACUGCAAGACGCACCUGGCGUGUACACCAAAGUGUCCACCUUCGUGCCCUGGAUUAGGAAGGUUACUGGUCAAUAGGAUUGGAUGAAAACGGCAGUCAACCAAUAAAAGACAUUGUGGCUAUGCGGACAGAGAAAUGAAGCACAUUUUUAAGUAAGAGCUACAUUAAACAUGUUUCAGAUAAUAGUUUAAAACACUAGCACACUGUCAAUACAAGAGUUUAAAGUAACUUUGGUAUUCCAAAUAUGUCUUAAAUGUCUAUGGGAAAGGCAACUUAUUGCAUUAUGUAUAAAGUUGUACCUGGCAUAAAUAUAGUCAUCACAUUAUAUUUUUGCACUGAAUUUAUGUAACAGUUGUAACGGACCAUUAUCAAAGUAAUGCGUCCAGCAGUCUUAAUUUGGUUUAAUUUUGGGUCUUCAUUCUUUUACUUAGAUUUUUAUUUUACUCUUGUACUUUUUCUUUAUUUGGUGUCAAAAUUGAAGCACUUCUAGGUUGAAGAGACCACAAUUAUUAGUGUGGAAUUACUGAAGGUUGUAAUGAAAGUGUGACUAUUUGACUUUAUACUUCAUGCCAUUACGAGAGCGAAUGGGAUGAGUAAUGUUCCUAUUUCAUGUACUGUAUAGAGCUUUGAAGAACAUUCUGAUGGCUUGAAAUUACAUCAUACUUUAAUGCUGAAGUGGGAAAAUUCUGGAAUUCUUGCCAAGAAUUCAAUUGAAAUGACAUACUCCUAGGAUGUGGUUACCAUGGCAUUGCUAAGAAAUCAACCACAUCACCUCAACACAUUAGGUGACAUCAUUACUUCUACACAUGUACAAUGACAUCAUUUGUUAUAGAUUUGUUAUAGAUGUUACAGAUGUUCGUGAUGAUAAUCAGACUGGGGCUUGCCACAUCUUAACGUGAGGACAAAGAGGAUAUCACAUACCAUUCGAAAGUUUGGACACACCUAGACAUUCUUUAUUAUAUCUGUUUUCCACAUUUUAGAAUAAUUGUAAAGCCAUCACAUCUACUGUAUACACUCAUACAAAUGGAAAUAUGGGAAUAAUAUAGUGGCCAACAAUGUUAAAUCAAAUAGUUUCGUUUUUUUAAGCCACCCUUUGCACGAAUACAGUUGUACUGAAUGAGUUCUCAUGUGUGCUAUGCAUUUGUUGGGUGCUUUUCCUUGACUAUCUGUUUCAAAAAAUGAAGUUAAAGUUCGUACAUAAGCACAAUUGUUAUUUGUCUACAAAACAAAUUUCAAGCAUUUAAGCAUACGCCUUUGAAUCAAAAUGGUUUUAAUAUCAUAUAUUCAAACAUGUAUAUUAAGUCAAGUGUGUCCAAACUUUUGACUGCAAGCAUAUUUGCCUAACAUUUUACAGUUCGCAGUGCCACACUCUUACAGAAGCCAGUGAACAGGGAAAUAUGGGAAUUAUGUGCAAUGCAAAAAAUUAUUUACAAAUGUUUAUACCCCCUUGUUUAGAUCAGGAGGAGCAUAUCUUGCCUUAUCCAGUAAGGAUUGAAAUUAGACAGUCUGUUUAUGUGUCAAUUUUUGGUUGUACGGAAACAUUGCUAUUACUUUGCUGGGCUAAUGCUAUAAUUAAUGAUCACAAGCAUGUUUUCUAUUUGAUAUUAUGGUUAUAGUAUACCUUCAUGAACAUGAUUAUAAAAGUAGUCUUUAGACUGCAUUAUCGACCGCUUUUUGAACACAUCUUUGGACAAAAAUUUGACUUAUCAAAAGCCUUGUUAUUUUGCAUAUUGUUAAAAAAACGGUAAAUUUACAGUAAAUAACCAGCAGCUGUGGUUGCCAGAGAUUUACCAUGAAAAAUACGGUAACGAUGUUUUGGGCUUUACGGGAUCUAAUUUUGAUGCAUGUAUAUUUUACUGUUUAUAUUAUUAAAUGAUAAACUUGAUGCAUUAACCUUCUGAAACUGUAGAAAUCUGGUUUCACUUUAUAAGGUAUUGUUAAUCACCGUAGUAAUUACAGAAGGGCACAUAAUGACAGGAAGUUCAUCAAUAGUGGCUCUUUCAGGAGCAAUGACUAAUAAACAUGUAGUUUAUUGCUCUGUGCUAAGUGCCACUCACUCAAACAAUAAACACCAUCAGGGUCACACAUGUGAAAUUAAAAUAAUGCAAUAAACAUUAAAUAAACUAUAUAAAAUAUAACACAGAAUACCACAAUGUACAUAACUGAUAUUAAAAAUAAAAAGAAACAUAGCUAUUCUCAUACAAUAUAAUGAAAUGUAAUGGGUUACGCAGGGAAUUCUGGUAAUGCCCGAUUAUUUUUUUUUUACUGUAAUUUUAACAAUAAUAUACCAUAAAAAUGUGUAAAAUAAGUACAUAUAAAAACAUGUACUCUCUUGUUAAACAUAAUUAAAAUUUUUACAGUUAAUUAUACAGGAAAAUCCUACUUUUUACAUAUAAAAAAUGUAAGUUGUUUUUACAGCGUUUUACCAUAAAAUUACAUGUAUUUUCUUUUUUUUUUAAAUAUAUAUUACAACUUUUUACCGUAUAUAUCAAUUAACUUUUUUUAACUGGAGCAUUUUUACGAUCUUUUACCGUUAAAAUUAUGGAAAUUUUUUACAGUGCACAAUCAAAGGUGAUGCAGUUUAACUGCACUGCAGGCUUUUGUAAAUUAAGUGUUUUUCUAAUACAUCAAUCAGUCAUGUUCUAAUCUCCCAUUAAUCAGCUAUACAAUGAAAAUGAUAAAGCAAAUAGUUAUUUGUUCACACAAGGAUCGAUAAAUUUAGUUUUGUUCUGUUUCUGUUUUGGGUUGUGUUUGUAUUGACUUAUGUAUGUUUAAAUAUUUCUUGGUAUGGUGGUACUGUAUGGUGCUGUUUACUAUUAAAUGAGUUUGUCAAGUCCUGUGACAUGUGAGGCACUAUUCAUGAGGACUGGUGUCAUUAGCAGCAAAACAAACCAACAAAAAUGGAAACUUUUUGGAAAAAAUAUACAAAUGUCUUAUAACCUCAGUUUGAAGCAUUAAAUGUGUUUAUUGGUUUAAACAUUUUUCAUUUGUAUUGUUCAAGAACAGGGCACUAUUUUAAAAAGAAAUGUCAUGUGUGUCAAAUUUGUUGAUCACGGGGCUAACAAGCUCCCAUGGAAUGAGAAGAAAGGAAGUACAACUAUGAAAGAAAGAAAACAUGUUAAACUAAAGGAGAGUUUAGCCUAUGUUAAACUUGGACAUAUAAGCCUAUGUUAAAAUCAAUGUCUGAAUGUGCAGCAUGUGUUUGUGUUUGGUUUGCACAUCAAUCCAUCCAUCCAUCCAUCCAUCCAUCCAUCCAUCCAUCCAUCCAUCCAUCCAACCAUCUUUGUUUUUUUAAGAUGUUUCUAACAUGGAAUGAAGAUUUAGUACUUAUGAAAGUACUACACAUAUAAUAUAUACAGGAAACAGGAAAUCUGAACUUUGCCAACUUUUCUUUAAGUCUAGCUUGCUUUGUGGUUUGUAGAAUUGGAACCAUAUUUAUAGUGUAAGUUUAGACUCAAAUAGGGAGUGGGGGAAUGGAAUAAGAGGAUUUUGAAUGCAGAACAAUAAUUGGCAACUUUCUGUAAUAUUCUUCUUUGUCCAGUAACAUUGCUGUCAGCACCAAUGCGUGAAAGAAAAAAACAAUCCUGCCAAGGCACUGAGAACGUUUAAGAGAAAAGCAUCAGUGUUACAGCGCCACCUUGUGGAUGCUGUCAGAUAGAAUAAUCUGCUUUAUGGCCUCAAGAGACCAACGGUUCAAUUUCUCAAACUGCCUACGCGACAUGACUUUGGAAAUAUAUACAUAAAAUAAAUAACUAACCAUAAUGCAAGUUUUAUUCAUUAAAAAUGUCAGAAUGUUUUAAUUUCUGAUUAUUCUCGGGCUCUCGGACGUUCUCUACGCGCAGGCGCGGACCCAAGUUCGCGCCACAACUGUAGCCCAUGCGCAAAAGAGAAAGAGAAAAAAACAGAGAAGUCAUUUUAGUUUUUUGAGCAGAAAUACUAGAUUUAUCGACAGUAUAACCAGUUUGACAGAUAAGUUACAGAUGUUUCUACACAGAUAGUUUUAGGAUUG